AUGGAAAAUUUUGAAAGCACAGAAUUUACUUCAUCAAACUUUGAAGAUUGGCUCGCAAAUAAUUCCCAAUCAACAUCAUCUGCAAUUAUCAUUGAUCUAUCUAGUCAAUCCACCAUUCGAUGUGGAAAGACAAAUAUCAUGGAAGAUAGACCAUCCCGAUCAUUCCGUAAAAUUAAUAUUCUUCAUGAUGAUGAUAAUGAUGCUGAAGGAAAAUUAGUAAAAUAUUCGGAAGAACUCAAAUUAAAUAUUUCAAAGGCUUUGGAAGUGUUGAAUAUUGAAAAGGAUAAUAAUUUGGAAUCUGUUUUGAUUAUUGAUUCUCCAUUGGAUCAUGUUGAUGAUUUGAAAAGGAGAGAAGUGAUUUGUAAAGUCUUGUUUGAAGAUUUCAAGAUUUCUCACUUGUCGAUUCAAGAUGCUGCUUAUAUGAGUUUGGUUGCAAGUGGAGUGGAGUUCAUGUCUGGAUUGGUUGUUCAUGUUGGAGAGAAUUCUUCGUAUGUGAUUGCUGUUGUGGAUGGCCAAGUGAGAAUGGAUUCACUGUGUAUUGGAAGUGUGAGUGGAAGACACUUGACAGAAAAGUUAAAGAAUUCUUUACAGAAACAUUUUGAAAAGCACGAUUCGAAUAUCUUUUCAGAUGAAAUUGUGAAUAGACUCAAGGCAAAAUAUGUGAGUGCCACCUGUGAGAAUUUCCCACUUUAUGAGAGUUUCAAUGUGACUGAUACAGUGACAAUUAACAUUGGAGAAUGUAAGGAAGAAUUCAAACAAGUAUCUGAAAUACUCUUUACCAAUAAUUGCUCAUCUAUUCCACAAUUGGUCAAGGAAUGCAUUACUAAAAUUAAUGAUGAUUCUCUCGAUCUUUCCAAUAAUAUAAUUCUCUCUGGAGGAACAACCAUGAUGAAUAAUUUUACCGAACGAUUGAACAAGGAAUUGGCACUUUUACUUGAUGAGAUUACAUUUAAUGAGAUGUCUGUUAAAUGCUCUGACAGAGCAAUUUUGAGAUAUAUGGGAGCCAAUAUUUUAACAUCAGUACCAGAGUGGGUAACUCCUUAUUGUGUGAGUAGUGAAGAUUUCAAACAAGACGGAUCCGUUUGCAUUGUUGAUAAGAGAUCAUGGGAUGUCAUGUAUUCGUCACCAUUUAGUGAUGAACAAUUUGGAUUUUAA
Naegleria gruberi is the source of this 1155-nucleotide messenger RNA. RefSeq names its product actin related protein. The transcript has a single exon. NCBI's taxonomy places the organism in Eukaryota, Heterolobosea, Eutetramitea, Acrasida, Naegleriidae. The record is from RefSeq and is a predicted model, not a curated record. Bases 1 to 1155 code for a protein of 384 amino acids.